Messenger RNA from Didymosphaeria variabile, 1686 nucleotides. RefSeq lists its product as uncharacterized. The record is from RefSeq and is a predicted model, not a curated record. The transcript has 5 exons. Bases 1 to 1686 code for a protein of 561 amino acids. Lineage: Eukaryota; Fungi; Ascomycota; Dothideomycetes; Pleosporales; Didymosphaeriaceae. Gene Ontology annotation, molecular function: copper ion binding; oxidoreductase activity.
AUGGCACUCCUUCGAACACUCGUUUCGCUGAUUGCGGCGGCUUCUGCUAUGCCAGCUCCACAAACAAGUUCUUCUCUUUCUUCCCGCGCAGUCUGCGAUGGUAACACUGCUUCUGACCGAAGUGUCUGGUGUGAUUACAGCAUCGACACCAAUUGGUACGAUGAGGCUCCCGACACCGGCGUCACUGUCGAGUACUGGUUUGACGUUCAAAAUGUCACUGCGGCUCCAGACGGUGUUGAGCGGAUGGUUCUGGCUGUCAAUGGCUCUGUCCCGGGCCCUUUAAUUGAAGCGAACUGGGGAGACACUGUCAAGAUACAUGUGACGAACAGCAUGACAUCCAACGGCACUGGCAUUCACUGGCACGGUAUCCGCCAGAACCACACUAACCAGGAAGAUGGAGUCCCUUCCAUUACCCAGUGUCCCAUCGCUCCCGGCGAAUCUUACACCUACACCUGGAAAGCCACUCAGUACGGGACAUCGUGGUAUCACUCUCAUUACAGUUUGCAAGCUUGGAAUGGCGUAUUCGGUCCUAUGGUCAUUCAUGGUCCUGCGACAGCAAACUACGACGAGGAGCUUGAGCCCAUUGUGCUCAGCGACUGGACUCACCAGACUUGCGACGAGCUCUACAGCUACGCACAGACUGUUGGCCCGCCUGAGCUCCAAAAUGGACUCAUCAACGGUCUCAACACCUUCGAAGACGGUGGCUCGCGAUACGAAACCAGCUUCGACUCGGGCAAGAGCUACCUCAUCCGCAUCGUCAACACCGCGAUCGACACUCACUACAAGUUCGCCAUUGAUGGACAUUCCUUCCAAGUCGUUGCUAUGGACUUCGUCCCCAUCGUUCCCUACGAGACCACCUACCUAGACAUUGGCAUGGGCCAACGCUACGACAUCAUCGUCAACGCGGACCAAGAAACUGCCGACUACUGGAUGCGCGCGGUCCCACAAUCGUCGUGCUCCUCCAACGCCAACAGUGCCGACAUCCGCGCCAUCGUCCGCUACUCGGCGUCUUCAACCUCCGACCCGACCUCCACCGCCGACUCCAACCUCUCCAAUGCCGACUGCAACGAUGAGCUCCUCUCCAAUCUCGUGCCCUACCUCUCGCAAACUGUUGUCGAUCCUCGGCAAGAUGAGGACCUCGGGGUCAGUAUCAGCCAGACAGGCAACCUGUUCAAGUGGCAGAUUGGACUCAACAGCAUGCUUGUGGAGUGGGCGAACCCGAGCUUGCUGCAAAUCUCCGAGGGCAACGCGACGUUCGAGUCGCAGGAGAACGUUUAUCAACUGACGAACGCUAAUGAAUGGGUGUACUUUGUAAUCGAGACGCAGUUGGCGGUGCCGCACCCGAUUCAUUUGCACGGGCAUGACUUUUUCGUUCUAGCUGCGGAGGAAGAUGCUACCUACGACGACUCGGUCACUCUCAAUCUGAACAACCCACCAAGGCGAGAUGUCGCCAAUCUGCCAUCGGCAGGAUACCUCGUCAUCGCCUUUUUGACGGAUAACCCUGGAGCGUGGUUGAUGCACUGCCACAUCGGAUGGCACACCUCUGAAGGUCUUGCGCUGCAGUUCGUUGAGCGCGAAUCUGAGAUCCCUGAUCUCCUUUCUACCUCUGUCCUGCAGGACACGUGCGCGGCGUGGAAUGACUGGGCCGGCACCGUGGGCAUUGAGGAGGAGGAUUCGGGCGUGUAA